AUGGGGGCGAUAAUAGGCAUUGCUGUCGGCGGCGCCGUGGGGCUCAUUUUCCUCGUCACCUGCGGCCUCCUCGCGUUCUUUUUCCUUGUACCGAAAAAGAAGGAGGGUGAGCGAACCCGCACCCGCGGCGGCGGCGGCGGCAGCGCGGCCCCGGGGACCGUGGGCGGCGCGGAGAAGGCGCCGUUUUACGCGCAGCCGCAUCUGGUCCGCGGGGUGCGCGGGCGGCAGGCGGCAGCUGCGGCUGCGGCCGGGGUAGCGGCCGGCGCGGCUGCGGGCGGAGCGGCAGCGGCGGCGGCGGCUGCAGGCGGCGGGCCCGGCGAGGACGAGGACAGCGAGGAGGGCAAUAAUGCGUAUGGCGACGGCGCGCCUGCUGCUGGCGAGGAAGAAGAGGAGUAUUACGAAGACGAGGGCGGGGCGGCUGCAGACGGGGAGGAAGCGGUCGAGGAUCUGUACGGGGAAGGGGAGGGCGACGGGGAGGCGGAAGGGGAAGCGGAAGGGGAAGCGGAAGGGGAAGGGGAAGAGGACGAUGAAGACCUAUACGAAACCGGUGGCGACAGCGGUGGGCCUUAUUUGGGAGGCGACUCAGGAGGGGGAGCAGGCGGCGCGGGCGCAAUCGCUGGCGCAGCCGCCGGUGCGGGGGUCGUCGCCGGCGCAGCUGUCGCGGGCGGCGCAGCAGCCGCCGUCGCGCUGGGGGACGGCGAUAGGAUGAGCGAAGAAGCGGACGACGAGUGGUGGUUUCCGUACGAGGAAUUGGAAGAAGCCACAGAUGGAUUUUCCGACAGUAACAAGCUUGGAGAGGGCGGGUUUGGGCCUGUGUACCGCGGAGUGCUGGCGGACGGGAUGCCCGUGGCGGUGAAGGUGCUGAAGGUGGGGGGCCAUCAGGGGGAGCGCGAGUUCCGCGCGGAGGUGGACAUUAUUAGUCGCGUGCAGCACAAGCACCUGGUGACGCACCUGGGGUACUGCAUCGCCAGCGCGCAGAGGUUGCUGGUGUACGAGCUCGUGCCCAAUGGGUCGCUGGAGGACGCUCUGCAUGGCGAGGGCCGUCGGCUGCUGGCAUGGAAUUUCCGCAUGAAGAUCGCUCUGGGCGCUGCCAAGGGCCUCGCUUACCUGCACGAGGAAUGCCACCCGCGCAUCAUCCACCGUGACAUCAAGUCGUCCAACAUCCUCCUCGAUAAGGACUAUGAGGCCAAGGUGGCGGACUUCGGUGCUGCCAGGCUGGCAGCAGAGGACGCCAUGCCAAUCAUCACACGUGUAGUCGGCACUUUCGGGUACCUGGCGCCAGAGUAUGCAUUGACAGGCAAGCUGACAGAGAAGUCUGACGUGUUUUCGUUUGGAGUGGUGCUGCUGGAGCUUAUAACGGGGAAGAGGCCAGUGGAGCAGGAGAAACCGCAGGGCAGCGACAGCCUCGUGGAAUGGGCGCGCCCCCUGCUAGCAGAACGGGCAAUGGAGGAACUAGCAGACCCCGAGUUGGAUGGGUGCUACGGGCAGAGGGAGAUGGAGCGCCUCGUCACUGCGGCUGCACUCUGUGUGCGCCAAUCCGCUGUGCUGCGCCCCCGCAUGAGCCAGGUGGUGGCGAUGAUAGAGGGGCGCGGCGAUGUGGAGGUGGAGGCUACCGACGACGAGGGGGGGAGUGCGUUGCGGGAGAGUGCGGAGUUCUCAGGAGGAGAGCUGGGGAGUCGAGAGGACAUGUACCCUGAGGAGAUCGUGCAGCAGUACCCGCACAGUGCUGACAGCAAAGGGAGUGCUGGGGCAAAGGGCAGGAAGGGGCGCAUGGCAGCGCUAGCAGCAGCAGCAGCAGAGCUCACACCAGGCCACACCUUUGCCUCUGCCACCUCUGCUACCAGUGCAGACCCCCUCAUUGCCAACACCUCCCCCUCCUCCCAGGGCCAGAUGCAGCCUCCCCCAGAUGUACCUCCUCCGCCUGCCCAGGCUGGGCCCAUGCCUCUGCCGCUGCCGCCCGGGCGCAAAGGGGGCGGUGGAAUAUUAGCCGCCAGAACAGCGGACGCUUACUCCGCGAGCUCGCCAGCGACCGUCGCAUGCCCUCCGUUACAAUGCGACGUGACACAUCGAGGCGUGCUUUGGAACCACCCGAAUCUCGGCAACCUCAAUGACGUGGAGCUCACGGGGGCCGUUCGCACGUCAGCAAAGUGCAGCGAGGUCUGCGCCUCGACUCCCGGCUGCGACGUAUGGCUGUUCGGACUCGUGUCAACCGGAGCGUAUUGCAAAAUGUGGACGGCAGAGCAGAGCCCUUGCCGCCCAGACGCGUUCGGUGACGUCGCGUACGAUCCGACCCCUCGAGUCGAAGGUUUCUUUGGUUUCGGUGGGAAUUGCAAUGCCGGCAGCACCGCCAAAAUUGCAGUCGCCGCUGAUGACUCGACGACGAGCUCUGCGACACCAGGCAGUGCGACAGCGUCGCCGACACAGGGCGACGGACUCGGCGACGAGGACUCUGCGAAUGGCGGAGAAAUUCUCAACGUUGACGUUGCGGUGGACGUUACGGCCGCAGCACCUGCGAACAGUUCAGAUCCGAAGUCGCUUGAAAUCUCCCCCGCAAUGUCCGGACUCUCGGCGCAAACGGGAGAAGCGGGCGAGCCGCAGCUUGUGGAGGCGGCAGUUGCGGUGCGGUUGCGCGGACAGAAGCAGUCGGACCUGACAGUUCCGGGAUUUGCCUUUGCGGGGGAGGUUAGUUCCGCCGAAACGAGCCCAGGCGUUGCGCCUGUGAAUGCGCGUGGUCCGCGGAGUGCAGGUCUGGGGAACGCCGAUUCUGCGGCGGUAACGACGCAGGCUGCGCCAGACAGGGCAGUCCGGGGAGCGGAACGGGGGGAGGCGCUGACUGCAUCCGCAGCGGGAGUGGCGAGAGUUGCGGAUGCUCUGGAGAGGCAACAAGGCCCCACAGCCCAGUGCCCGGACUUCCGCUGCAACUGGCCGCGCACUGGCUUCUUCUUUGAUCACCCGGGCAAGGGCCACCAGGCGGUGAUUGUGACGCCGUACACCAACCAGCCGUUCGAGUGCUGGCGCAUCUGCCGCCGCACAGAGCACUGUGCCUUCUGGAUGUUCGAGAUGCAGACGAUCCAAGGCCGAUGCAAGCUGUGGAGGAAGGAGCAGAGCCCGUGUGAGCCUUCAGACCCAGCAGACGUCACCUCCACCACAUACCAACAAAGGGCAGAUGGGCUGUUCGUGGUGGGUGGUAACUGUGAUGGAGGGAUUGAGACCAUUGCUAAAACCGCUCUCUUCUUCCCUCUUCCGCCCAUGCUGCGCGUGCUGGACUUGGCGUGCGCUCCAAGCUCCUGGGUGUUCAAAUCUCCCACCCACUUAACUUUCACUCUCACUGCAGCAUCUCUCCAAGGGGGCCUCACCACGUGUGCUGCACUCAACGCCCACCUUGGUGCUGACAUCAUCGGAGCCAAUAUUGACGGCACAGCUGACAUCAGCAUUCUGAGAAGGGGAGCAUCCGUGUAUCUGUCCUACAAGAUCACAGCUCAGGGCUUGACUCAGCGCCCAUCCUCCUCCCCUGCCAUCGUCGCCCACGGUUCACUGCACGCCUCCCUCUCUCCCUCUACAGGAGCCACCGCCUCCGGUUCUCUCACCUCCACUACAAAUCUCCUCAACCCCUCCCUCUCUGCAUCCACCACCGCCGGUGCCGGCACCGCUCUUAACCCAGAUGGAUCGCUCUCCACCGCAGGGGGUCUCUCAGCCUCCACCAGCCUCCUCAACACCGGAGCCACAGCAGCAGGCAGCACUGACGCCUCCCUCCCCAAAGCCACUGCCUCGGGCUCUGGCUUUAUCGCCGCCUCAACUGCUCUCCUCAACACGACAGCCACUGCCAGCGGUGGUGCCCAGGCGUCUCUCCCCAACGCCACUCUCUCUGGCUCCGGCUCUCUUGCUGCCUCCACUGGUCUGCUAAACACAUCUACUCGUGCCGGCACCAGUGCAGCAGUCUCCCUUCCCAACGGCACUGUCUCUGGAUCCGGUUCUCUCUCUGCUUCCACCGCCCUCCUCAACACAUCUGCUGGGGUGGGAGCCUCAGCCGGGGUCUCCCUUCCCAACGGUACAGUCUCGGGCUCCGGUUCUCUGGCUGCUUCCUCCAGCCUGCUCAACACGGCCGCUGCCGUUGGUGCCGGUGUCAAUGCAGGCUCGGGCAGUGUCCAAGCCAACCUCGGAGGCUCGGCGAACCUUGACCUCAACCCCGCAGGCGUUGUCUCAGGGAUUGGUGGGGUUAUCUCUGGUGCGGGUGGCGCUGUGGGGAACGUGGUUGGUUCGGCAGGGAAGGCUGCAGGCUCGGUGGUAGGCUCUGUGGGCACUGUUGCAGGUUCGGUGAUUGGCACUGUGGGCAAGGUGGCCGGCUCGGCAGGGAAUGCGGCAGGCUCGGUGCUUGGCUCGGUGCCCUCGAUUCUGUCUCCCCUGGUUGUCCUCCCUGGUGCGUGGGUGAAGGCUGCAGUCAAUGCCAAUGUUGGAGCCAAUAUCGGUCAGGUGGAUGCUGCAGAGGGAGGUGAUAUCCCAAGCAGUGUGACUAGCACAGGGCUGAGUAGCACAUGGUUGACUCUUAGCCACGUUGUAUCAAGUAGCACACCGUUGACUCUUACGCACGUUGUAUCAAGUUGA
Molecule: messenger RNA, 4602 nt
Organism: Closterium sp. Yama58-4
Lineage: Eukaryota; Viridiplantae; Streptophyta; Zygnematophyceae; Desmidiales; Closteriaceae
Source: the annotation of a GenBank genome assembly